AUGCUCAUCUCGCCCGUCUCUGUUUCAGGAGUUACGAUGCAUGGGCUGAGUCACCUGCAAACCGGCUCAACCCUGGAGGCGCUCACGCAGGCCACGAUCAUCCUCAUCCUAGCGGUCGCCAUCGUCAUCUCGAACCUCAUCGUCGUAGCUACAUAUCUUAACUUUAAGGGUCCCCAUGAGGUCAUAAACUACUAUCUGCUAUCGCUGGCAGUGGCCGAUCUGCUAUGUGGCCUGUUUAUCGUCUCACUCUCGGUGUAUCCGGCGUUCAGCGGAGAAUGGAUCUACGGCGACGUGGUGUGCCGGAUGAUGGGCUACCUCGAGGUGACACUCUGGUCCAUCAGCGUGUACACGUUCAUGUGGAUCUCGGUCGAUCGAUACCUGGCCGUGCGGAAACCGCUCCGCUAUGAAACGAUACAAACCAAAACAAGAUGCCAAUGCUGGAUGGCGUUCACGUGGAUCUCAGCGGCCAUGCUCUGCUGCCCACCGUUGCUAGGCUACAACGAGGCCAACUACAGUAAAACCACCAACAUCUGUAUGCUCGAGUGGGGUAACAUGGCGGCGUACAGUGCAACGCUGGCAAUCCUGGUCCUGGGGCCGAGUGUCAUCUCGAUCGUCUACAACUACGGCUACAUCUUCACGAUGAUGCGAAAGGUGCGAUCGGGGGCACCGAUCCACGACAAGGAGUACGCCACGGCACUCGCAGAGAACCUAGCGAACCCCAGUCACUGCAUGUCGUUCGCAUUGGUGUUUUCCUUCUGGAUCUCGUGGGCCCCGUACAUCGGGCUGCGCAUCUACGAGCUGAUCAGCGGUGACACGAUCGACAAUCCGCUGCUGCACUUCGGGGCCGUCUGGAUCGGCAUCCUCAACUCGUUCUGGAAGAUCAUCAUCAUGACCAGCAUGUCGCAGCAGUUCCGGCUCCUGGUCCGGCUGCUCUUCCUCACCAUCUGCUGCAAGACGAAGGGCCGCCUGCAGGCGGAGCUGAUCGGUCUCGAUCCGGACGACUAG
Anopheles cruzii is the source of this 1005-nucleotide messenger RNA. It is a transcript of the gene DopEcR, whose product is annotated as G-protein coupled receptor 52. The transcript has 3 exons. The record is from RefSeq and is a predicted model, not a curated record. Gene Ontology annotation, biological process: G protein-coupled receptor signaling pathway. Gene Ontology annotation, molecular function: G protein-coupled receptor activity; peptide binding. Lineage: Eukaryota; Metazoa; Arthropoda; Insecta; Diptera; Culicidae. Gene Ontology annotation, cellular component: membrane. The coding region runs from base 1 to 1005 and encodes 334 amino acids.